CAGGCGGCCACACAAAUUGUUAACAUUUAGCCCAUGUCUAUAGUAUGUUUUAGCUUUGGCUGUGACUAGUGUCUGUGAGUUUGAUGGUUAAUGUGUAACCCCCACAAACUAACUGAACCUGGAUUCGUGGAGAUGUGCUUUGAUAAGCCAGCUGGUGUUGCAUGCUGAGUCACUGGACACACGACUGGACAAAUAGGUGACAAGUUAGCUCACAUAAUGACAGUUUGACUGGGCCCACACCACCGCAAGACAACGCUGUGUCUGAACACUGUCUGAAAAGCGCAUGUUGGACUGAGAAUAUUUGGACAUCACUUUUACAUCACUUGGUUGAACGACACUCGGGACUUACUACUACUAGUUGGUCGGAACACCGCUCAACUUGUUCUAAAUACUACUCCACUACACUAUCUUGGUUGGACUACCACUCAACUUGGUCUGGCUACCGGUCAACGUGGUCUAAAAACGACUUAACCAGCUUGGGCCGACUUCCUCCGACCAAGUUUCAGACCCUGACCCAUCUUGAGUAGUAACCCUGCUUCAGGGGGCCAUGGAGGGUGGCUCUAAAUGCACCAGGGGUCAGCUCCUGCACCUGGAUGUGUGUGUGGAUGAGCAGAAGCCUCGCGGCGGUGUCCUAGAGCUCCUCGGGAGACUAAGGCCCCAGUGGAAGCCACAGGACAUCAAGAUGAAGGUGUUCACAGAGGGCAUCACCAACCAGCUGAUGGGCUGCUUCGUGGGCUCACUCCAAGAGUCAGGGGCCGUGCUGGUGCGUGUGUACGGGAGGAUGACAGAGCUCUAUGUGGACCGGGAGAGAGAGGUGGAGAUGUUCCAGAUACUCCACUCUCACAACUGCGGCCCGCAGAUCUACUGCAGCUUCCGGAACGGCAUCUGCUACGAGUUUGUGAGGGGGACCGUGUUGGACGACACACUGCUCACACAGCCUGCCAUCUAUAGAUUGAUUGCGACAGAAAUGGGAAAAAUCCACUCGAUCAAGCUUGAAUCGGACAACCCUGUGGAGAAUAUUCUGUGGAAGAAGAUGGCCCAGUUUCUCAAACUUGUCCAUAAUGCUCUGAGCAACACAACAGCACCACAUAGUUCCAAGCUGCUGCAAGAGAUCCCUAGCAUCGAAACCCUGUCAGAUGAAAUGGAGACGCUGAAAAGACACCUCUCUCAGAUCGGCUCGCCAACCGUGCUGUGUCACAACGACCUCCUGACUAAAAAUAUAAUCUUCGACAACAAAGAGGGCAUGGUGAGAUUCAUUGACUAUGAGUAUGCUGAUUUUAACUACCAGGCCUUCGACAUAGGCAACCAUUUCAAUGAGUUUGCAGGUACGAGUGACACUGACUACAGCCUGUAUCCCAGACCUGAACUGCAGAGGGACUGGUUGACUGCUUACCUUGAGAGCUACAAGCACAGUGUGGGGCUGGAGGCCACAGUUACAGAACUAGAGGUUCAGAAGCUCUACGUUCAAGUCUGCAAGUUCUCACUGGCCUCCAACUUUUUAUGGGGUCUCUGGGCAAUCCUGCAGGCCAGAUAUUCCUCAAUUGAUUUUGACUUUGAAAGGUACGCCAUAACCCGAUUCGAUUACUACUUUGAGAAGAAGGAAGAAUACUUUGGAUUGACUCUCAGUUAGAGAACCGAGCCCGAAGAAAUUUAAACAGUUCAGGUCUGCUGCAUUUUUAUUUGAAUUUAAGAGAGUAUUUUUAUCGACACAUAAUGCUGAAAGAUUGAAAAAGAAUGCGGGCAAUAUAACCAUGUGUGUUUCCAGAAAAUGUACACUUGAUUGUUACAGUUUCCUAAAAAAGAAUGGUGUAAUUUCAACUGAUUCUCCAAAUAUUUGUUUCAUCACAGUGAGGUUGGAGAUAACCUCAUUUGGCAAAUUGACAUGGCUUCCAGGCCAGAAAGAUGUUCAUUUACAUUUUAGCCAAGUUACUCAAAGCAACAAGAACUAAUACUAAAAUCAUGAGGGUUAUUUCCAGGCUCAUUCAACAUUAAGCUCAGUUGAGGUUUUUUUUUUAAAUGUCCCCUGGCAUGGAUUUUCAGUGUUGUAUUAUUUCAAGAUGGUAUUACCAUCAUGCUCUGUUUCAAUUGUUUUGUUAUAAGACAGCUCUCUUCUGUUGCCCAAAAGAUGAAUAUUAGAUAAAUAAAUUGUUCAUACAAUGUACAUCGAACAGUACAUUGUACAGUAUAUACUGCAGCAUGCAUAGGCAAGUGUUUUUGCUGAACUCCACUUCAGUGCAUAUCAUAACAAUUGCAUACAAAGCAUUUUAGAAAUAAAGUGUUGCCUAUCCAUUU
Molecule: messenger RNA, 2292 nt
Organism: Oncorhynchus mykiss (rainbow trout)
Lineage: Eukaryota; Metazoa; Chordata; Actinopteri; Salmoniformes; Salmonidae
Product: ETNK_euk domain-containing protein
Biological process (GO): phosphatidylethanolamine biosynthetic process
Cellular component (GO): cytoplasm
Molecular function (GO): ethanolamine kinase activity
Source: RefSeq, a predicted model, not a curated record